Molecule: messenger RNA, 4548 nt
Organism: Trichomonas vaginalis G3
Lineage: Eukaryota; Parabasalia; Trichomonadida; Trichomonadidae
Product: regulation of parkin-mediated stimulation of mitophagy in response to mitochondrial depolarization
Exons: 1
Coding region: 1-4548 (1515 amino acids)
Source: RefSeq, a predicted model, not a curated record
AUGGAUUUUAUUGAAUCUUUUAAAGGAUUUCUUCGGAGCAACUUCAAUGCAAUUGAGGAUGUAGUCAAUUCAGUUUCGUCAGCGGUUGCUGAGCAAUAUGUUGAUAAGCUUAUAAGUAACGAAAAUCUUUUUAUAAAUCUUGGACUUCCUUUUAUUGUCGAAGAAAGUUCAAUAUCAAACAUCAAAAUUCAACAAAAAUCAUGUAAUAUCUCUUCUCAAUAUGAUACGAUCUACGUUGAUCUUGUCGAAUUUAAAAUUGCGCCAUAUGAAGAAGAAUCAACAGCAAUGUACAAUAAGAUUCCGCCUCUUGAAGCAUAUCUCAAUAUCAAAGAAAUGCGAAUCACGAUAGAUAUACCAGAAUUCGAAAAUACUUUUACUCUGAUAUGCAAAGAUAUGACUGUAAACCUUUCAUCUACAAAUGGAAACUCAAUCCAAUGCAGUUCAUUUACAUUUGUUGAUAAAACAUCAACAAUUUUCUCGAUUCCGAACUUUAGUAUGAAAAUCACCAAGAAUAUGGCAAUUGAAUUAGAUUUAGACACUCUUUCCAUAAGUUUAUCUGCAUUAAACCUACGAAUGUUCAAUAGAUUACUCGGAAUUAAAGCAACACAUAAGAUUGCUCUUCAUUUCAAUUGUAUCAACAUAUCAGUAGGAGCCUCUACAUUCAUAAAGUUUGAAAAUGUUUCGAUUAUUCGAAUUGAUGUAAUUAGUUUUGAUGUAAAGAAAUUAACCUUCAACAUCUCUUCAAUGAGAAUAACAAUUACAGAUUUAAACUAUACACACGAGAAGUUCUCUAUUGGUGAUAUUUCGACUGGAAAUACUUCUUUGUUUAUUGAAAAAUUAUCUGAAGACAAAUUAAUCACGAUUUUGUUCAAAGAAGAUACAAACGUAUUGACAAUAGCCAACUUAAAGAUACAUUUAGACUCAAAACGUCUUUCUGCGAUUUUCAGAAACUUAUAUACAAAUUCUUUCUUUAUUGCAUUCUUCAGACGCUUUGUUGGUGCAAAUUUCGAAAUGCAGAAGUGGAUUCUUGAAGUUGAGUUCAAAGUUGAUGAACGGAACUUAAUUUUCAAAUAUAUUAUCAGUUCUAACCAAAUUAACAAAUAUAUUGAUACAUAUAUCGAACUGGAUGCAUACACAAAUAAAGCAAUGCCAAUUUGUGAGCACCAGAAGAUCAGAGUCCAAUACAAAGACAAAUUAUAUAUUAAUAUGUCAGAUCAGAAGCUCUCUUUGUAUUUCAUAUACCCUGAAAUCAAAACAUGGAUAACAUGCUUAUCGAGAAUCAGAAGAACCGUCAGAGAGUCUACAAUUGACAAAUUAUUCCCGAAAUUUAAUUUCAACGAAGUUUCAAUGUUUUUGUGCUUCUAUUCACAAGACUUUGGCAAGAAACCGAUAUUUGAGAUAAUUACAAACAUUGAACUCUUCGAUUUGGUCAGAAAAGGAGAAUUUAUUUCCUUAAAUCUGAAACUUGACUGUUGUAUGCAAGGAAUCAACUACCAAUGGGCAGAUCGUGAUGAAGUGAUAAGUAAAUUCACUGUAGAUGCUGUCCUUCCUCUAUCUUCCAAAUGCAUUUUUUCAAGAAUUUCAACAACUCAAAUUACUUCGAGCCUUUCAAUGGAAAUUAUCAACAAUUUAAGAAACUUUGUUGAACAUCCAGAGAUUUCAACCAGUUCUUUGUUGUUUAUUUCCAAUGAAACUGUGGAUAAAAUCAAAAUAUCGGGAAACAACUGCAAGCAACAGAUAAUUCUUCCACACCAAUGCAUUCCAUUUGGUGGAACAAUACUUGUUGCACACAUUGAUGACAAAACUUUCACGAUUAAUUUGAGUACUUUAUCAUAUCCUUUGUUAUUGAUGAAGAACUGCAUUCUCAGUAUUGCAUCAGAUACAACAUCCAAGAAUGUACACUUCUCAAGCGUUUAUAUCCUUAAAAAUGACUUGACAACCGCAGUAACUUUGUAUUCUAAGAAAGUUAUGAAUAAAACGAAGAUAUUAACAGUACAGCCAAUAAGUAGAGGUGCUCUUCCAUUCCUUGAAUCGACUGAAUCUUCUUAUCUUUUGGGUGUCGGAGAUAAUAAACCCCCGAAACAACAGACAUUCAAGCUCCGGGAGGGUACAUCCACUUACAUGAUGGAAGGAGAUGUUCCAAUAUCCCUUAAAAUCUAUAAAGAUCCCAUUACAAAGUCGACAAUAAUUCAUCUUCGUCCUGGAUUAAGUCUUGUCAACAAAUUACCUUAUCCUGCUUACAUUUCCAUUGGAAAUGCACCAGUUUCAAGAGGUAAACAACAGCUAAAGCCAAUAGAGCCCGAUGAAGAAAGAUUUGAUUCAAUGUACCAAAUUGAAUCGAAGGUUUUACUGAACGUAACUAUUCCUAAGUUCGAAAAGUGCACAGGAAUGGCUAUCGUUACUACAGAACACGACGGAGAAAAGAAUAAAUCUAAACUUCAAUUGGGAACUUAUGGAUUUGUAACUGCAGUUGUUGAAAGAUCACAAGAUGCGAUCAAAAUCGUCAUUAAAGCUGAUCUUAUCAUUGAAAACAGAACACUUACGAAGUUCCAUAUCAUAUCUAACAAUACUUCGUUUUCUUUCAGACCAGGAAAGUUCCUCUUUGGAUUAACAGAUAAUUUAUGUCUCGAAUACCAAGGAAAUGUCUUCCCAUUGGCCGAAUCUUUCAGCAGAGUUUCAAUUGACUUGUCUCCUGAAUAUAAAAUAUUCACUUUCUGUCGUAUUGAGCACCACACAAGAAAGCAUAUGUAUAUUCAGGACAUUUUCCAGGUCAAAAAUGAAUUUGACAGAGAAAUUGUUUUCUCAUCAAGUAACUCCUGCAUGAAAGUCAAACCAGGAACGACAACAAUCGUAAACAUGAAGAUUGAAGACAAUGCUGUCGAAAUUCAUUGCGGAAAUUACAAAUCUGCUGGAUUAUUCUUCUUGGGAACGGAAAUCGCUUCAACGGUUCAACUUUACAACGAAGAAGAUGACACUAGAAUAUUGUUUGACAUCCAAGUUGAUGAUAUUCAUUCGACAAGGAUAAUUACAAUAAAACCUAUCGCAUUUCCACCGAAAUAUGCGAUUAUUAAUGAUACAAAGUAUGACGUAUAUGCACAACAAGUCGAAGAAAUCAUGCCAAUCAAGGUUGAUCCAUUUUCUUCUUCUGCUUUCGGAUUUGAUCUUCCAACAUUGUCAUCUAACGUUGUUUUGACAAUUGAAGGUGUUCUUUCUACCGUUUGCUUCACAAAAACAGUGUUUAAUGUGAAAUUCCCAUUGAAAGUCAACGGAGAUAUUUUAUAUUUAUCUGUUUACACGAUAAACAGUGUAACUCGAGCAUUAAUGAUCACUACAACUCCAAUGGAACCUUCCACAGAGGUUAACAUCGCAAUUGAAGUUCCAAAGAUUAAUAUCAGUUUUAUUGAGAAACAAAAAUCAAUUGCUGCACUUGAUAUUAACAACAUCAAGUUCAAGAUAUCACAAAAUGACUCUUUGCAGUAUAAAGCUCGCUUCGAAAUCGACAAUUUCCAAGUUGAUGACCACAUUUUGAACCAAGUUGUACUGAAGAAAGGUGGAUCCUUCCCAUUCAUCGAUGUUGAGUUCCAAAUGUCGAGUUAUCCGUUCUCCAUUUCUCAAAUCACUUCAAUUAUUAUUCAUAAAGUGAUUGUUGAGAUGAAUAUCUCAGAUAAGAUGCUUCUUUACUUCGGAUCCAUUCUAGAGAUGAUGAAAUUGCAUGAAAUUGACCUUAAAGAUUACAUGGCUUUCUUCGGAAAAACGAUUUUGGAGCCAAUCACUGUAAAAGCCAAGUUUGAGAACAUAAUUCCAAGAUUUUUAGGCCUCUACAAUGAUAUUGCACCAAGAUCAACUGUUACUUUUUGGGUUCCAGGCUUGAAUUUGGAUCAUUUCUCAGCUCCUCUCUCAUUAUUGCACAAAAUACUCCAUGACACAAUGCAAAGGUCAUUAGUUGGCAGAAACAAGAAGUACGGAUUCCUUUUACCACAAGUUGCAUGUUCGAGAAACAAAGAAUCAAAUUACGACAAUUUUUAUUACCAAAACAACGACAUAAGCGUUGCAUUGUUCACAGGAUUCCCAAUGAGUACAAGUUCAAUUGGUUACAAACUCAAAUACGCAACAGAAAUGAAAAUCAAACCACCGGAUUCAUCCCAAUCAUCUGUUCAACAAAAUCCGGAUCCAAUUAUUACUUUACCGCGUAAACUUUUAUCCCAUGUAAUCAGAAAUCCGUCAAAUGAAGAGAUUUUGUUACUUGGAACAGAGAAUCCGAAGAUUACACAGAGAAGAGGUCUCUUGAAACAUUCUUUCAUUCUUCCAAGCAAAGUAACUGUCGGAGUAUUCGAGAAACUCGUUGUUAUAAGAGAAAGCGAGAAAGAAAGCGAAUAUCAGUUAUCUAAGAUCAAAUCCAUGGAAAGAAAUGUUUUCUAUAUCAACGCUUUUGGAAAGAAUAAGGUUCCUUUAUUUUCUAUUACUUUUGAUCAUGAAAAUUCUGCUGAAUUGUUCUAUCUGACUUUGGAUUCUGUGCUAAUGCAGAAUGAGAUCAAUUACUACUUCUAA